Messenger RNA from Lycium barbarum (goji berry), 3129 nucleotides. RefSeq lists its product as uncharacterized. Lineage: Eukaryota; Viridiplantae; Streptophyta; Magnoliopsida; Solanales; Solanaceae. The record is from RefSeq and is a predicted model, not a curated record. The transcript has 2 exons. Bases 2202 to 2984 code for a protein of 260 amino acids.
AUAUUUUUUUUAAUCUUGUUUUGAUGGUGAUUAUGUUUCAAGAUUGGAUUUUUAUGAACUUUGUGGAUUCCUUAUAAUUGUUGUUAAUUCUAGUAAGUCCAUCACUGUUUUCUUGAUUUUUUUAAAUCUCUAUUCUGCAAAUUUAUAUUUUUUUAAUCUUGUUUUGAUGGUGAUUAAGUUUCAAGAUUGGAUUUUUAUCAACUUGGUGGAUUUGUUAUGUGUAGAAAUUGUUGUUACAUGUGAGAUAGAUAAAUCUAUUUGUAGGUUUUGAAUUUUUGUGGGUAUUUUGUGAUUGAUGCAAUGCUUAUUGAUUUGCCAAGUAUUGUGGAAUUCAAAUUCUUGGUUUAACCCUUUUUGGGUUUUGGAGGUUCUUGGUUCUUUUAUCUUGUGUAUGUUUUUAAUUUUAGUUUGAAAUAAAAGAGUUGAAGAAAAGUUUGGAUUUUGAAAGUUUCAACUUUGCUGAUGAGCUUGCAUAAUGUUUUGGAUUAGUCUUGUCAUUGGAUUAGUAAAGUUUUAAUAGAAAAGUUUGGAUUUUGAAACUUUGCUGAUGAGCUUGCAUAAUGUUUUGGAUUAGUUCUUGUCAUUGGAUUAGUAAGAAUUUGAAACUGUUAAAUGAACUAGAGUGGUUAAGGUGUCAGAUUUAGUUUCUGGUCAGAAAGGGCAUGGGUUCAGAUCCCACAGCUGUCAUCUUUUGCAAAAUUAAUGCACGGUUGUACUAAAUUAGAUAAGAUUAGGAAUGAUCACAUUAGGCAGAAUGCAAGUAGCACACAUACAAAGUAAAACGAAAGAAGGUCUCUUGAGAUAAUUAGUCAUGUCCUACCUCGAGCUCUCAAUGCAUCGGUCUAUGGGUACGGAACUAUGGUGAUAGAAUGUGUUAAAGGGGAUGAGGUAAGCCUAAAAUCUUAUAGAAGGAAGUUGUCUGGAAAUACCUAAAACCUCUUGGAAUAAAUGCAGAUUUAGCAUAAAAUAGAGCACAAUGUAAGGGGAAAAAAAUCAUAUAUGCUAUGAAUUAGUUGGAAUUAAAGUUCAAUCAUGUUGAGAUUUUAUGUCAGGUCCAAUGUUUUUAGAUAAUUUCUAGUGCUAAAAGAUCUAAAUUCUUACAUAUUGAGUUGAUACGGGUCUAAACGGAGUUACAUAGUUAAUGAGGAUUGAUAUAAUCAACCCCAACUAGCUUGGGGUUAAGAUGUCAUCAUCGUUGUAAUAAAUGAACGAGAGUGAUCAAGGCCACUAUUUCCCCCUUUAAUGGUGUUUAUUUCGGGGGCUGGAGUGGGUGAAGGAGUACCCAAUGUCUAAGUCUCGUAGUGUCUAGAUAUCUCCUUUUGAGCAUUAUUUGUUCUCCAAGCAUAAUUUUGUAAUGAAGGAAUUAUUCUAACUACACAUUAGGCUUUUGGUUUUCCGAGGAGCUUUUCCAGUUUGGUUAGAGAUUUAUAUAUCAGCAUAAGGACAACUGCAAGAUUUAGAGGACGAUAUCUGGACAACCGCUAAGUUUCCUUGUAAAACAAAUUGAGCAUUGAAAUGAUACGAUUGGUUAGAGAUUUAUAUGUCAGUAUAAGGACAACUGCAAGAUUUAGAGAACCUUUAAGUUGUCUGUUAAAACAAAUUAUUGAGCAUUGAAAUGAUACGGAUCCACAAAAACCAAAUAGAGGAGAACUUAACUGCAACUAUAUCCAGAUAUUGGAAUUCUGUAGCCCUCGUGGGAGUUGUAAGUUGACAUAGAUUUAGAUGAGUUACUGUGCUACUCACGCAUGAGCUAUGCCUAGCAGUCAUGAUAGUUCUGUUAAGCCAUGUAAAAAUCCACGUAUAAUUUUCAACCAGCAUCAAAGUGUCAGACGAGGCAGCCAUGUAAAAAAUCCCUUUUUCUGUUCAAUAUGGCAGUCAACAGUCCAUCUGGUUCGUUCAGAGGAAUUAGUUUGGCGUUGGAUGUAGUUUUCACUACUUGGAGGGAAAAUAGGUCCAAUUCAGUUUUUCUUCUGGCUUCAGGAGGGGCUAAACUAGAUGAUUUGUUUUUCUAGUGACGUUGAGUAUAUAUACUUCAUUUUUUCCUUUGUGCUGAUACAUAAUGAAUAGGCAGAGGGACAACGAAAUGGAGCUAUUCGUUUUUUCGUUGAACCAUAUUAGAGAGGUUCAAAAGAACCAAAAGAGGUUCUUCGGUUGAACAAGUGCUUCCUAUCAGAUCCUUAUUGCACUAGUUGCUCUGUGCUAUGUGGAAAUCCAUUUCAAAUGCCAUCACAAGCUUUGGUCAGAAGAAGGAAUCUGCUACACCCAGUCAUACUUGUCACGAAUACUCAGACGACGAUGAUAUUUGCUCUAAUGACAGCACGGAGGAAGGACUAGAAUGCCCAAUAUGUUGGGAAUCAUUUAACAUUGUUGAGAAUGUUCCCUAUGUAUUAUGGUGCGGCCACUCUCUUUGUAAGAAUUGUCUGUUGGGACUUAAACCAGCUUCCGUGAAGAUAUCCACUCAACAAGUCCAGAUUCCAUUGUUCGUUUCCUGCCCAUGGUGCAAUUUGUUGACACUUCGAUUGUUCUACCAGGGAAAUCUCAAGUUUCCGAGCAAAAACUUCUUCCUCCUCUGGAUGGUGGAGAGCCGAAAUGGUGACAGGAUGAAGUCUCCAUCUACCAUAUACCAGGAUCAACUAGUGGGCUCCGCCCCUUGUACUUCAACUGGGACCCAGAGUUCUAUCACGAACUGCAGGAGGUCUCAUCGUCUAGGCUCUUCAAGUGGUCCUAGCAAUCCAAGUGGGACCCCUACAAUGCAAAGGACCCAGUUUUCUCUUCAGAAGUCGCUUGAUUUCUUUUUCCAAUUGACAUCCAAGUUUCCGUUGGUUAUUGUGCUUCUUCUGGUUGUUAUAUUUGUGAUACCUUCAAGUGUGGGCAUCUUGAUUCUAUACCUGGUUAUCACAAUUCUCUUUGGGCUUCCAUCUUUGCUAGUAUUAUACUUCGCUUACCCUGCUCUAGAUUGGCUGGUGAGAGAGAUUACUGCUUGAAGUGUUUCCGUUCAAUUUGUUUGAGAAUUAUUUCUUAGAGUUCCGAGGCUGUAAUACAAAGUACUGUUUGCACUAGUUAACAAGAGAUUCUGUAAAUAUUUGUUGGUUUUCAUGGAAGUUAAUUUUAAUUUUCCUUCAUAGUUUA